Talaromyces atroroseus is the source of this 1215-nucleotide messenger RNA. RefSeq lists its product as hypothetical. The record is from RefSeq and is a predicted model, not a curated record. The coding region runs from base 1 to 1215 and encodes 404 amino acids. NCBI's taxonomy places the organism in Eukaryota, Fungi, Ascomycota, Eurotiomycetes, Eurotiales, Trichocomaceae. Gene Ontology annotation, biological process: macroautophagy. The transcript is spliced from 3 exons. Gene Ontology annotation, cellular component: fungal-type vacuole membrane.
AUGCCGAAGUUCAAAGGCGCGAUCUAUCAACUCUCUGUCGCUGCAUUUGCAGUCGCGAUCUUCGGGCUGUGCACCCAGCUUUAUGUCAGAAUGCUGAUGGGGGGCGUUGAAAAGAAAACAAAUGCAGCUAUCUACGAGAACCAAAAGCAGGUUCCCAAUCAUUUACCUGGCGAUUUAUCACUGCCUUCCCUCUACGACGUCGUCCGAAACGAUUCUCGGCUCUCUCGGUUCCAACGUGUUCUAUCCUACUUACCUCCGGACAUAGUUUCGUUCAUAGAGAAAGCCGACGUUGCUCCGACAACACUUUUUGCCCCUAUUGACGAUGCAUUUGCUCAAGAGAGCUUUCGAUGGGACACUUCAGCACUGCUCUGGGUUUUGCUGUCGCUGUAUCAUCAUGUCCCAGGGAAUUUUACCCUCGAUGACCUGAAGGCCCAUGAUACAAUUCCAACUCAUCAUUUUGCGGAUAUAUUUGAGUCUUUUGCGCAGCCCAUAAGCAUACAGUAUUCUAGGUUAAAUACUCGUUUGAAUCACAGAGCAACAAUCGUCGAGUCGGAAGUGAAAGCAAGAAACGGCCACCUCUACUAUAUCGACCGAGUUCUGAUGCUACCAAACUCGACUGCAUAUAUCACACGCAACAGUCCCGAGUUUAGUCUUCUUCGCAAAGGGCUUGAUGAAACCGGUUUGGCAGUCGUCGUCAACGACACUUCAAUCCAUCAUGGUCAAACAUUUUUUGCUCCAUCAAAUGCGGCAUUUAAAAAGCUUGGAAGCAGGGUUAAUGAUUUUCUGUUUAGCCCGUGGGGUAAAACGUGCUUGAGAGCUCUGCUGGAAUAUCAUGUUAUUGCAAAUCAGACACUCUUCACAAAUUCUCAUUUCAAAGCUAAUGGCAGGGGGCCGGGUCUUAUAUAUAUGUCAACAAUGGUAAAACCGCUACAAGUGAAAGUGAAUAUUGUCAAGAAUGGAGAGCGCGGAGCUCUCAUACUCAACGAUGCAAUACCGGUGACUCAGUCUGAUAUUGUGGUUCAAGACGGAGUAAUACACAGAGUCGACGAAUUUCUGUUGCCACCAAAGCCAGAGACCGAAGCUCAGAAUUCUUCUCAUUCUACUCCUGUAUGGAAAAAGAUCUGGUUCAAACUGUUCCGGGCAAAUCAGAUGACUGUGGAAGAGCUUAUGGAAAGGUUUGAACCAUAUAUUGAUCAAUUACAAGACGGAAUUUGA